GAUUUUGUUAUCGUUCGCUUGACGCUCGAGUCAACUCGCUCAUUUACUUCGCACUCGUUCGCACUUCGCAGUUUGUUUCGAGACGCGAAACGAUGAGGUUUGUCGAUGCUCGCAAUAUUCGCACGACCACGAUUCGAUGUCACAACGACAAGCCCGAUCAAGCCGCUUUUCGUCUGCGCUUUCUAUCUCUUUGCAACAGAAAUCAGCCCAAAUGCAUCUCAUUCUCUUGGUGCACCGAAUGACGUAAAACAGAAUAGUACUGCGUCCACAGUUGACGCAGGACGAACCUUUAGAUUGAAGAAGAAGAAAAGGAAAAGAAAAGAAGGAUAUACAUAUACGCGCGCAUUUCAAAGUGGAGAGCAACAAUUAAAAAUAGGAAGAAAGGAAUCGGAGACUUGAUAUAUACGCGUCGGCGAGAGCGAACGAGAAAGAUGCCGAGGGGAUUCGAUUUACGAGCGACUCGAAAGUGUAUCGAGAGAAUCGACGACGUACAAUAGUUUAUAUACAAUGCGUAACAACGAAAGAUAAUACGAAGCAAGUAUACAUAUCAAAAGGAAAUUUCGCGUCGGACAUAAAUUACAGAGAACGCAAAUGGAACGUCCAUAACAAAUCCUACGGAUUAGAAUUAUUAGAAAUAUAAUUGGAAAAGAAGAAGAAGGCAUUUACCGUCACGUCGUAUCGCGCGGCGCAGUACGCAGUGCGUUGAUUAUUAUUUAUUUUUCGAACGAGCGAUUCUCAAAUUGAGGGAGAAGGAACACUUUUUCUGCCGCUCCGCGACCAGAAGAACCGUGAGGAUCAAAAAAUGUGGUGCUCUUCCAGCGAGAGCGCUCAGAAGGAGCGUGCCCGAGGAGUCGACGAGAAGAGAUUGCGGGACGAUGGGAACAACGAUGACGACGACGACAAUGACGACGAGUUCGUGAAGGAUAAUAUCGACUCCGGAUUUCUAUCGGCCGGCAAUAUGCAGGUCAGCGACGAGAUUCGCGAAUCUUGUGUAUUACAGCCGCGGCAGGAAGACAAUUGGCGGAUGAACGAGCGAGUCGCGUCGACAUCGGGAGCGACGACCUCGGUAUCGCCGUUAUCAUCGGCGAUGGCGGCGGUCGUCGACAGCGGCGUCGUGGAUGUCGACCUCAGCGAAGGCCUGAACCAGCUCACCUUGCAGAAGCAGCCUAGCUUGAAUCCCCUCGCCAUUGACGGAGUUGAACCCGAGCCGACGACAAUCUUUGAACUAAUGCCCAUAAAAACGGGGUCCAAAUCGAACGAAAGACUGAGGCAGCACCGGGACGAUCUUCUGCUCAAAGAGCAUCAGCAAGAAGGUGCCAAAAAAUGUGCAAUAAUUAAUGAGAAUAUCUGGCAGCUUUACUAUACGCAGGACGAUGACGGUGACACGCAAUUGCACAUCGCGAUCAUGCAGGGUUACGUGGAGGCUGCGCUUAUUUUGAUAAGGCUGAUUCCUCAUCCGUGUCUGUUGAACAUCUAUAAUGAUGACUGGCAAUCAUCUUUGCAUCUGGCAGUGUUGACGAAUCAGUCGCUAAUCGUUAGACGAUUGAUUCUGGCGGGCGCAGAUCCAUCUUUGAGGAAUUUCCAUGGAAACACAGCUCUCCACCUAGCGUGCAUGAACGGGGAUCUUGCUUGUGCCAAGGCUCUGACGGAUCCAUUGUCCCCGAUGGAGAGGAAUAAUCUGAUACCCGGACAAAUAGUACCAGCUUUACCUCAGAAUUUAGAGCAACGUAACUAUAGCGAUACAAGUUACUUCAAUCAGCGCGGGCCUAGUUUGGACCGCGAGACACCAGCAAAAUCUCCGACGACAAUGAGUCAUCGUGAGAUGUGCUUGCACCUGGCCGCCACUAACGGACACGUGAACUUGGUGCGUCUUCUGUUGCGUCUCGGUGCCGAUCUCGAGGCGAGGGAAGCCUUAGCGGGAAAAACGGCACUUCACCUCGCAAUGGAACGGAAAUGUCGAUCGGUAAUUAACUUCUUGUUGCAGGAGUGCAAGCCUUGUUUAGACACACAGAUGUACAGCGGUCUAACGGCUUAUCAGCUAGCACUGUGCAUAGACAGCCAGCUCGCCAGGGAACUGGUGCGAUAUGGUGCAAAACCGGAGCCGUUGCCGGAUUCAGAUUCGGAUUUGGAGAACAAUUCCGAGAACAAUUCCGAGGAUGAAACUUACGGUGAAACGAGUUAUUUGUCCGCGAUCGUCAAGAUGCAAAAUGCAGUCGAACUGAAGGUCUAAAAUAUUCACUAAUAAGUAUCCGAUUAAUCGAACGGAUCUAAGCACUGUAAGGUGAGUGAGAAU
Molecule: messenger RNA, 2293 nt
Organism: Trachymyrmex cornetzi
Lineage: Eukaryota; Metazoa; Arthropoda; Insecta; Hymenoptera; Formicidae
Product: NF-kappa-B inhibitor cactus
Exons: 4
Coding region: 803-2230 (475 amino acids)
Biological process (GO): cellular response to tumor necrosis factor
Cellular component (GO): cytosol
Molecular function (GO): NF-kappaB binding
Source: RefSeq, a predicted model, not a curated record